AUGGCUGCAUUCUUUUUCUUUACGUGUAAACCAGACUGCGGGGAGACCAAAUCCACUCCUUCCUCCCAGGGACCUCGCUUCCUCCCCACGAAGGUGCGCGAGCUGGCUGGCGCCAGCCCCACGGCCCGGCCGAUCUGUCAGUCCCGCCCGUGCCGGACGGACGCCCCUGGCGCGCAUCCCCCCGACUCGCCUGGCCCAGGCCCCGGGCCCGCGCCCAACGCCUGCCGCCCGCCCGCCGGGCGGUGCCAGGGUUCCCGGGACAGACAAAGCGGCCCGGCCCCGCCAUGCCCCCGCGGGGCGGAAGGGGGGCGCUCCCCGGAGACCCCCGCUCUGCGGCCAGACCGAGGGAGCAGGGUCGGGGCCGCGGAAAAUGGCUGCGAAGGAACCAGUCCCAGCGCGGAGCUCCGCUUCCAGCACUCGGCCUCCCCUCCCUCCGCCACGAGCCGCUUCCCUCGGCGCGGCACCCUCCCUCCGCGCCUCCCGCGCGCUCUCCCGCCCGCCGCGGCCCCGCCCCGGCCCCGCCCCUGCCGAGGCCCCGCCCGGGGCCCCGGAGCCCCGCGGCCGCCCCUGCGCGAGCCUGCAGAGCGGGCCGUGGGCCACGCGCGGCGGGUCUGGAGGGGCAGCGGCCUGUUUGCCGUGCCGGGGCUUCCAAGGGCCGGGAUCCCGCGCGCUGCUAAGGUUCCUGCGGGCUUGCUUCCCACGGUCUUUCCCCAGGCCCCUGCGAAGCGUGAUUUCUCAGGUCUUCCUCUUUUUAAAGCCCCCUCCGUCCCCCACGUGGAAGUGUCUCACCCGCCUGAGUGCAGCUUGCCCGCGCCUCGAUUUUUUAAGAAGGGGAAACCAAGGGCAGAAGCCGCCAGCCAGGGCGACACCCGAGCUACUGGGUGGAUUUGA
This is a messenger RNA of Hipposideros armiger (great roundleaf bat), 891 nucleotides long. Its product is annotated as basic proline-rich protein-like. The record is from RefSeq and is a predicted model, not a curated record. NCBI's taxonomy places the organism in Eukaryota, Metazoa, Chordata, Mammalia, Chiroptera, Hipposideridae. The transcript is spliced from 2 exons. The coding region runs from base 1 to 891 and encodes 296 amino acids.